CCGAGUCAUUCCACGGACGGCGAUCGGCGAGAGAGGAGGCUGCUGCUGCACACCGCUCCGGCGAUUUUAUUUAUUUAUAUUUAUUUAUUUUUUUAUUUAUAUCAGUAUUCCGAAUUGUGAAAUCAAAGUGACUCUAGAAUUAAGUGAUCAGUGCUGUGUAAAUCUUAAAUCAAUAAAGUGAAGAUUGGUGAAAGUUCAAAUGCAGUGUAUUAGUUAACAAUCUCCUUUUACAGCUGACGCCGUCCUGUUUUGUCUCCUUGUCUCGGGUCCGGUCUGGCGAUGGGGCCUCCUUCCCUUACACGCGACUUUGCUCUGCACGACACACGGGCCGUCUCGAUACACAGAGGAAUCUGGCUGGCUUCUCAGUGCAAUCCUCCCUUAACCCAUUUCGUUCCUUUUUUAUCUCCUUAUUUAUAUCCGUACUGUUGAUUUUAUCAUGUGAAGGUGACGUAUAUGGAAUUUAUGUGUAACUUUUUUUUUUUUUUACUGCAUUUGUUUGCUGGGAAAGGGUUACCGUGUGAACACUCUGUUACAGCCAUCCUGAAGCGGUGCAAUUCGCUGGAAGGUUGAGUCCCCCGACCCGGCCCCGCCCCAGGUCUACCCCCCAGGUCUACUCCCCUCGGUUUUCUCCUCCCGCGAGACGGUGGUACUCUGGUAUCGACUUACCUUAUGUAGAAUCUGUGUAUUAAUCUUGCGAAGUAGGGUUUGCGUUCGGUUACAACCAGUGGUCACGUGAUGGAGUAGUGAGCUCAGGCCAUAUUCACGUAACUUUGGAUAGUUAAUACAAGUGUAAGCUUUUCUUGUGUUGGUUCAUUUGUUCAAGUGAUCAUCUUUAAAUGUAAAAGAAUUAGGGAUUCACUCAUUUCAGUCAUCAUGCAAAGUUAUCCAUUCCAUUUGUAGCUCCUCCAUUGUUCCUGAUUUCUCCCAACCACGGCACCCUUCUUACACUUUCUCUCAUCCCAUGGGCUGUGUCCAUCCCGAGGAUUGGUGUGGUGGUGACCCGGUGGCGUCCAGCGAUGUCUGCUGGGGCGAGGUAUGACCCAGGUGUGACACUAGUAACUGACAAAUCUCUUUCAUCCCAUGUGUAAGUCUCUUGCUAGAAUAUCACUUCUUUGACUUGCUAGAGAUCUUAUUUGUUUUACUGUUUUGCAUUUAUCUUUUCAUGAUGCAGUUGUUGAAUUGUUCACGGUUUAGUAGCUAAAGUCAGUGACCAAGUAGUUUAGGUUAGGGCAAACAAUAACAGUACUUUCAGUCCGGCUUCCUAAUUUGACCUGUUCCUGGCGACGGUUGUUUCCUGUCGCUGUUACCGAAUUCGCGGAGGUGACCACAACAGGUUGAGGUGAGCCCGUGUCGACUCCAUGCUAUGUAGUUGCACAAGACUCAUUAGGUAACAAUUUGACUUUAGACAAGACUUUUGAAAGACUUGCAUUAAUUUCAAUGGUAAAUUGUCUAAAAGUGGAUUUCUUGCAAUUUUAUUUAGAGUAUGGGAUAUACAACUAUUAGAUCAUGUGUUCAACCUAUGUGGUUAACCAUCUUUUAACCUUGUUUUAGUGUGAAAGAGAGGAGGAUUGCACUAUCGUCAGCCUCAUAAGUAACAUUUACAUUGUGGCUAUGCCACAUCAACAUGUCGUGCUUGGGUGGGGAAUACAGUCAUUUCAGAUUGUGCAGCUGCACAUCGAUAUCUGCGCAGCAGAAAGGCAAAGUUGAUAAAGAAAGAUCCGAUGAACAGCAACCAGUGGCAGGCAUGGGGUCCUCCGCUGAUCGAUCAGAAGUAACAUGAGUGGACACCCGGCAAAAUACCACACUAAGCAGUAUACACAAGGUCAAUACGAGAAAGGCUGCAGGCAUGGGGUCCUGCAGUCACCAGCCCAAGAAUUUUGGUAGCUGAAGGCAUAGGGCUAUGCUACCUCCAACCCAACGAAAGAAACACAGGUAUUUUGUAUGGUGGGCAUACUAAGAAAAAUCUAUAAACAAGCAUAUGAAGUACCAUACUACCGAGACUUGAUUAUGUAAACAUUAAACGAAAAUUCUUUUAUGGAAAUGUAAAAGCAACAAUUGGCAAUUUUAUUUCUUUAUUAAAAUACCAAGGUUCAUAAACAAUUAGGUAAAGGAUUAAUUAUGAAAUUGGUACAAUUUUACGCAUGUUUGGGAAAGGGGGGGAACAAGUGUGCAAGUAUAUUUCAGUUUGAAGCUGAUGCUGUCCAGAAAGGAAAGAAUGCAGAUUGUGAGCAGCAUCUGUGUGAAACGCCAAAUUGUGGUUUGUUCUUUAAAUGUUACUAGGAAACUUUGAUUCAGUGGUCCCAUUUGGUUUGUCAUAUGUGUUAUAGUAAGUGGGGACUAGAAUCUUGGGAAUAGUGGGAAGAAAUAAUUUUAUCUAGCAGGUGACUGGAUGAAUGACGACAUACAAAAUUUGGGUGUGUUGGCUGAGGUCUUCAGCAGUACUGCAGCGUUUGGGAAUGGGUACAUCGUAAGCCGGUAUUAUCUGGAUUCAGGUAACAAAUUUGUAAAAGUCAGUUUUGCAUUUUUGUGAUUCUAGUAAGUGUUGAAGCUUGGCUAAACCUUAAAUUCCUCCUAGUUGUCUUUCUUGUACAAAUUUUAUUUCAAUGUUUAAAAGUCAUAAAAGAUAUAAGGCUAUGUAUGUGGUGAAAAAGAUAACCUUAACAACGUGGGGCAUAGUGGAGGGAAAGUUUACUGCAGACAUGAAGUCCUGGAGAUGGAUUCGGCUCCACUCCCACAUCUGAGUGCCCCAUCCCCCACUUCCUCCCAAUUGUCAUCAAGAAUGCGAGGAAUAUUUGCAGCAUGGCAGAUAUGGCCUGAUGGAUCACAAGGUUCUUGAGGUUGAACAAGGUAACACCGCAUAUCUUGAUUUCCUAGAUUGUUAUAUAAAGGAACUUUCUUUUAAACACAAAAACAUUUGUAUGACAUGGAUAUCUGAGAUUGUUGUCGGAGAGAUUUUCUUUCUUUUCUAUAGACCUCUGUAAAGGGUUGUUAUUUUUCCAAAGGAACCAGAUCUUCCAGUUCUUGCUCGUAGAUGAAAUAUUUGUUUAAACGUGUUUGUACUAUAGAACUUCAUGGAAAAUGUGCAAGAUAAACUUGAGUGGUCAGUCUUCAGAAGCAAUAUAUUUCUGUGCAAAUCCUUCACUGCUAAUGUAACUUUAAUUCAUCAGAUGCUGUACCUUUUGCAUGCAUUUAUGAAUGUGUUGGUUACCAGAGGCAAUAAAAGUCCUUUUAAUUCUCAUUCAUUAAGAAUGUUGUAUCCAGUUGGAAUUAAUUGCUACCAUCGGUAAAGGUUUGGAUAGGAGCUAGGCUUUGGGCGUUUAAGAAUCUCUGCAGAUGCAGCAGGAUGCAGGGGAACUUGCACCGAGUUGAAAGGCAUACCAGUUGUCGAUGGGCAUUCCUGGAAGAGGUUCAGAGGAGAAAGUUCAGUAUCGGGGCUCGUCUGAUAUGGGUCACAAGCAGUUUUGUUCCUACAAUGGUCAACUUUACCAUUCAACAAAGAAGAGGACAGACAAACAUAGGUAACAUUGUAAGUAUCUAAGUGUCAAUAGACAGCAGUACUAAGAGAAUCUGCUAUUAGCUGCUAGGCCCAUCAUUGGAGCAGAUGAAAAUAUUUCUGGUUUAAAUAGCAAGUUGAGUGAACUUUUUUGUAGGAUGAAAUAAGAAAUUGAGAGCUAGAGGUUAGUUUCUGGAGACAUAGGUACAUUAUUUGAGUACAGGCAAAAGCAAAAGUUCCAAUCCUUAUACUAAUUAGUGUAGAUGUCUGGCACAAUCCAAGGGGUUUUAGAUUUAUUCUUGUACCACAAGUUACAUGAAGCCCAAGGUUAAUAAGAAAUCCUAUUCUUGCCAGUUGAGUUACUCUCAUCUGAUUUCUUAUUACUUGGAGAGUGGAGUCCUCUGAAAGCAGAAGAGAGGUCUAGUUAAGCUGUUCUCAGCUACUCCUUCUAGCAAAUGGAGAAUGACAGGCAAACUCCAGUAGGUCAAAUGUUUGAAGUAGAUACUAUUCAUUUUUAAGUAUCAACUAAUUGUAAGUUUGUGAAUCACUAAGGUCCAUAAGAACAUAAUUUGUUAGUUGAGAUCUUGGUAUUGAACUGCGUUCUUGCGGAGAUUCUGUCAACAUGUUCUUAUUCCUUAGGCAUGCAGAAUAGGAUGUCAAUUAUUAUAAUUUGAGGCUUAUAUCUGACAUCAGAUGUGUAUUUAUAGAACAUCUGCCAUGUAUAGGUUGUCUUAUUACAGAAAAAAAUAAUCCGCUAAAAAUAGACAGAAAGGUUUAGAAAUUAUAGGGAUACAGUUUAAUAGUGAAAUAGGCUGGGGUAAACUCAAGCAGUGGUUUCAUGGCUGUCUCUAUAGGCCCUUGAUAUUUCAGUCAUGGUAUUAAAAAUAAUGGUGGUGGUGUCUAGUUGUGCAUAGCUUCAAAUAUCCAUCCUUAACUUAUUGACUGAGAUAUUUGCUGUUUUAACAUGAUGUAAAUAUGUGGGAGGGAGGGAGUUCAUUUCUUUAGUAUAUGCACAGAAUUUAAGCCCAAGUUUGAAGGUGGCCUUAGUCUCCGGAUUAGCUACAAAGUUGCAGACAUCGUAUAUCUUCCAAGCAACAUUUCAGGUAUAUGCUAAUAUUAGAAAUUAAUGUGCAGAUUUUGCUUAUUUGCCCGUAGUUUAAUACAUUAGCUGAAAAUUUAGUUGCAAUUGGGGGGGGGAGGGCGAAUUGACAUGUUUCUUCUAGUGUAUAUGCAGAGGGAUGGCCCAGCCUGUGACAUCCUGUAACUGAAGAAAGCCUACGCUUCUGCCUGUGAAGAAUUAAAGAAGGCCUCGAUUCCUUUGCUUCUGUUCCUUAUAUGGCAGGAGGUUUGAGCACAAAAGGAUUAUAAAAAAUGUGAUGUCAGUCAUGAAUAUUUAUUCAUUCUUACCUUUGUCAUUUGUGAUUGAUUUAGUACACAAUCUGUAGUGAGAGCCUGCAUUCUGUAUGUUAUGAAUACUAGCUUCUGUUUCAAACUACUUUUGAUAAGAGACCUUAUGAAACUGGUCAUUUGCAUUGUAAAGACGGUAUGUUUUUGUGUGGAGAGCAUGGGAUUUUCUUCAGUAGGACAGUUGGGUUUUGUGGAGACGAGUAACCUGGUGAUUGCUGCCCAAGUGAAUGUUCUGUGUUCCUGAUUCCGGGCUGACGCUAUUGCUGUGUCCCACUUUGCUUGCAUCUUGCUUGAUUACAGGUAAUGUUAUUUACCAUGUGCUUAUAUCAACCUGUUAUAUAAUAAGUAAGAAUUUGGUUCGUCAUUCAUAUACGAAAUGAGAAUUUGGUUCGUCAUUAAUGCAGCGAGCAUAAUGCCCUCUGGUAUAGACAUUAAAAUAUGGAAGGGUUCAAAAUGGGGGGGGGGGGGGGGAAGCAUUUACUGCUGUAGCAUUCACAGAACUCUGAGGGAACAUCUCCUUUCCUGUUUAUGAAGACCCGAUUCUACAUCUUCAAAAUUUCUUCAAAAUCAUUGACAUCUUGUUACUGCAGAAAAGGUAUUUUAUAUAAAUGUUGAAAACCUGUCACUUCUUUGAGAGACCUAAUGUGAAAGAAAUAUUGUAGGCUAAUUGUAGUCCUAAAUGUAGUUUUACCCUUAAAAUGUUUGGGAAAGGGAAAAGGGAAGAGGUCUCUUUUAGUAGGCUGCUGGAGGCGUCCUCUGCUUUGUGAUAGUGGAUCAGCAGUUGGCAUGUGGUUAGACCGAGCAGCUUACUGAAACUACCGCCAAGAGAAACUGAACUCCAACAUUGCAACCAUCAACAACCAUCAGCUCCAAUUUUUGAGAGAGGAAGGUAACUGCAGUUGAUGGUUCUGCAUUUCAUUUUACAAGUGAAAUCAUUCAAAUUGCUAGAUUUUAAUCUAGUCUUGUUUGAAAUCAGUGGUAAUAAGACAAAAGAUAGGGUUAUCAAGAAAAUGGAGGGGAGGGGGGGGUAGGGACAUUCAUUAUUUUUUAUUUACACAGAAGUGUGUCCUGUAAGGAUUGCAGGUCUAAUACUUCAGGGUGAUGGAAAUGCUUCUGCUAAUGCUUCAGUAAGAUCUAAGAUCUAAGGUCUAUGUAUUUUGCUGUAUUUGAUAAGAUUAUAUUAAUUUGAAUUGAUAGAUUUGAUACCAGAUAGAAUUUGAAAUCAAGUCAAAGCAUUAAAACCUAGAUUUUACAUCAGAUAUUAGAUUUUAUUAGUUUAUGGGGUAAUCUGAUCAUACAGUUGGGUUGGGGAAAAGUUUACUUAUUUGUAGGUAAGGAGCAGCACAGAGGAAGCCUAUCCUUGCACUUUCCAUCACACAAUUAGUUGGAUCACCUAAAGAGCCCAAUGGGUCGUCUCCCAUUUAAAUCUCCAUGGAUACACCAGUAAAGGUAUUGUCUGUCACUGACCAAGCAAAUUCUGCAUGCUCUGUUUUUAAAACCUGGAAGUGUUGAAAUACUCAAAGAUGGAGGGGGGAGGGGGGGGAUACUUAUCAUUUUGCAUCUUAACAGUUCAGAGGUUGGAGUGACAUCACCAUGGACUGCCUACGGUUCUACUAGGGAUACUGCUCCAUUUUGUUGGUAAAUGAAUGUACAAUUGCCUACUCUACAUGAACUACUAUCACCACCAAUGGCUAAUUUGUCUAUAAAUAAAUCCUGAAUUUAGCAUUUAAAGUAGUCAAGAAGAUGGGGCUAGGGGGGGGUGGAGAUGACUGAUCUCAGUUUCAGAUAGUGGAGGGAGAGAUGGGUGUCCAUGAGAAGGUAUCAUGACUGAACUGAGCUGAUGAAGUGGAGCAGUCAUGAGCUUGUUAACAUUUUGGCAAUCUUACUCAAGAUCUGCUUCAAAUUGAGCACCAAACAACUUAUUGGAAGUGCACAUUCCCUUCAAGAUGCUUCAAUUUUUCUUGAUUCAAUAAAAAAAAAAACAUGUACAUUUUUUUUCUGCAUAGCUGUUAUAUAGUUCAUGUUUCAUAGGUUAUUAUGAACUUGUUCAUUGUGGCUAUAAAUUGAAUUAUAUUAUUUGUGAUUCUGAAAUUAUCAUAAUGUAUUGUGAAAUAUAUGUCCGUGUAAACAUGGAGGAAAGUAUCUUCAGUAUUUUUGUGGCUCAGGCUUUAAACGUGUGCCACAUAAAUGCAAAGAUGGACACUCUGUUGUAAUUCCAUGAGUUACAAGAAGAGUGGGAAAGUGGGUGGGAUUUUUCCUCCAUGUAAAAAUUGUUGUUAGACUUGGAGGCAUGGAUACAACUACUAUUUGUUGAUUUCUUCUGGCUCGGUAAUUUUGGAUGUAGUGAGUGAUAUGGAUAUAUAUGUUAUGUAUUGUGAUAAACUGAAGACAAAGUUCAUCACAUGCUGCAUGCAACGGGAACUUCAGUUGAAGAUUUGUUAUGGAAAACUAUGAAGGAACCAUCUGAAGAAAUAGGUUACUGAGCCUUGUGUAACGGGAAUAUAUCAAACACAUGAUUCUAAUUUGGGAUUUCGCAUAGUAUUGAGGCUCGUGAGAAAUACAAUAUAUGCCGAGAAGUAGUAACAUGCGCAGGGUAUUCUGGGAGGCUGUUCAUCAGGUAGCAUUGAAACUGUAUGUGGUUGAGGCUUCAGCGCAGCGAUGGUUUGCGUCUGUGACCAUUGUUCUGUGGUGAGGGUUCAGCGCGGCAGAGACUGCGCCGUGGUCGAGGGUUCAGCGCGGCAGAGACUGCGCCGUGGUCGAGGGUUCAGCGCGGCAGAGACUGCGCCGUGGUCGAGGGUUCAGCGCGGCAGAGACUGCGCCGUGGUCGAGGGUUCAGCGCGGCAGAGGCUGCGGCGUGAACGAGAGUUCACCGUGGUAGAGGCUACACUUUCAGGAGGUUUCAGCGCGGCUGAGGUUGCGCCGUGAACGAGGUUUCAGCGCGGCAGAGGUUGCGCCUUGGACGAGGUUUCAGCGCGGCAGAGGUUGCGCCGUGGACGAGGUUUCAGCGCGGCAGAGGUUGCGCCGUGGACGAGGUUUCAGCGCGGCAGAGGUUGCGCCGUGGACGAGGUUUCAGCGCGGCAGAGGUUGCGCCGUGGACGAGGUUACAGCGCGGCAUAUCCUGUGCCGUGGACGAGGUUUCAGCGCGGCAUAUCCUGUGCCGUGGACGAGGGUUCAGCGCGGCAGAGGCUGUGCCGUGGACGAGGGUUCAGCGCGGCAGAUGCUGUGCCUUGGACGAGGGUUCAGCGCGGCAGAUGCUGUGCCUUGGACGAGGGUUCAGCGCGGCAGAUGCUGUGCCUUGGACGAGGGUCCAGCGCGGCAGAUGCUGUGCCUUGGACGAGGGUUCAGCGCGGCAGAUGCUGUGCCUUGGACGAGGGUUCAGCGCGGCAGAGGCUGCGCCUUGGACGAGGGUUCAGCGCGGCAUAGGCUGCGCCUUGGACGAAGGUUCAGCGCGGCAGAUGCUGCGCCUUGGACGAGGGUUCAGCGCGACAGAGGCUGCGCCUUGGACGAGGGUUCAGCGCGGCAGAUGCUGCGCCUUGGACGAGGGUUCAGCGCGGCAGAGGCUGCGCCUUGGACGAGGGUUCAGCGCGGCAGAGGCUGCGCCUUGGACGAGGGUUCAGCGCGGACAGAGGCUGCGCCUUGGACGAGGGUUCAGCGCGGCAGAGGCUGCGCCUUGGACGAGGUUUCAGCGCGGCAGAGGCUGCGCCUUGGACGAGGUUUCAGCGCGGCAGAGGCUGCGCCUUGGACGAGGGUUCAGCGCGGCAGAUGCUGCGCCUUGGACGAGGGCUCAGCGCGGCAGAUGCUGCGCCUUGGACGAGGGUUCAGCGCGGCAGAUGCUGCGCCUUGGACGAGGGUUCAGCGCGACAGAUGCUGCGCCUUGGACGAGGGUUCAGCGCGGCAGAGGCUGCGCCUUGGACGAGGGUUCAGCGCGGCAGAGGCUGCGCCUUGGACGAGGGUUCAGCGCGGCAGAGGCUGUGCCUUGGACGAGGGUUCAGCGCGGCAGAGGCUGCGCCUUGGACGAGGGUUCAGCGCGACAGAGGCUGCGCCUUGGACGAGGGUUCAGCGCGGCAGAGGCUGCGCCUUGGACGAGGGUUCAGCGCGGCAGAGGCUGCGCCUUGGACGAGGGUUCAGCGCGGCAGAUGCUGUGCCUUGGACGAGGGUUCAGCGCGGCAGAUGCUGUGCCUUGGACGAGGGUUCAGCGCGGCAGAUGCUGUGCCUUAGACGAGGGUUCAGCGCGGCAGAUGCUGUGCCUUGGACGAGGGUUCAGCGCGGCAGAUGCUGUGCCUUGGACGAGGGUUCAGCGCGGCAGAUGCUGUGCCUUAGACGAGGGUUCAGCGCAGCCUCUGGUGUACCUUGCAGGAGGCUUCAAUGCGGGAGAAGCUGCGCCGUGAUCGACAAUAUUUUACGCAAAGUCAAAGGCAUUGAUGCAGCUCGCAACCUUAGAGGCAAUAAUAACAGACGUAGCACAGGUGUCUCCGCACAAAGAACAUAUCGAGGGUUAUUGGUGAAGUAUAGUGUAUUUUAUUAUCUGCAAAUAAUGCUCCUAUAAUUUUUCGAGCAGUAUCUGGUAUGUGUGAUUAUACAUUUUACUGCUUUAGUUAUUUAGCCAUUUGAUUUUCUCUUGCGUUGUAGAUUAUCAGACUUAAAAUCUUUCGGAGAUAUUCUAGUUGGCCUGUUGUCAAACAGGUUGAUGCCGGAUAAUUCCUGAGAGCGAGGUUUUUACAAGUAACGGACCCAAAGGCAAGGCCGCUGCUGGAAGGUGGGGUCUUGAGGGCCAGGUCGCUCAGCUAGGUGGUGGUCGCUCAUCCAGAUGGAACGGUCCCAAGGGCGAGGCCGCU
Penaeus indicus is the source of this 9735-nucleotide messenger RNA. RefSeq lists its product as uncharacterized. NCBI's taxonomy places the organism in Eukaryota, Metazoa, Arthropoda, Malacostraca, Decapoda, Penaeidae. The record is from RefSeq and is a predicted model, not a curated record. The transcript has 4 exons. The coding region runs from base 8118 to 9446 and encodes 442 amino acids.